This is a messenger RNA of Impatiens glandulifera, 435 nucleotides long. RefSeq lists its product as uncharacterized. Lineage: Eukaryota; Viridiplantae; Streptophyta; Magnoliopsida; Ericales; Balsaminaceae. The transcript has a single exon. The coding region runs from base 16 to 420 and encodes 134 amino acids. The record is from RefSeq and is a predicted model, not a curated record.
AUUUCUUAGUAAAUAAUGGUGAAUUACUCUGUUUCCUCUGACUCUUUACAUGUUCCACAGGAUAAACUGCAUAAGAAAGGGGUGUUUGACUCCAUAAGACGCGACUUCAUAGUGGCUUUCAGCCAAUGGGACUUUGAUCCUUUGGCCCUGACGAACCCAUUCUCGAAAGACAAAGACAAAUGUUCUUCAUCCUCUGUUCACAUAUGGCAAGGGUGUGAAGACAAGGUGGUGCCAAUGGAGUUGCAGAGAUUUGUGUCCCAAAAGUUGCCAUGGGUUAAGUACCAUGAAGUCACUCAAGGAGGUCAUCUGCUGGUGUACGAUAAGGAUACUUGUGAACUCAUUUUAAGGUCACUAUUGCUUGGCGAAGAAGAACAUUCUCAUUUCUUAUAUAAACCAUGUGAUGCUUCUGCACCAUCUUGACUUCUCUUUACUUAU